This is a messenger RNA of Trypanosoma grayi, 3960 nucleotides long. RefSeq lists its product as hypothetical. Lineage: Eukaryota; Euglenozoa; Kinetoplastea; Trypanosomatida; Trypanosomatidae. The record is from RefSeq and is a predicted model, not a curated record. The coding region runs from base 1 to 3960 and encodes 1319 amino acids. The transcript has a single exon.
AUGAGCCGGGUGGAGGCCUCCCCCGCCUCAACGACACGGUCGCACCGCAGUAGGGUAGAGCCGCGUGGCCCACCAGAGUUUGGCUCUUCGCAUUAUGUCCAGAAACGCAGGGACGCUGCACAAAACGAAACGCAGGUACCGGAACGGCAUCCCGGGCGCUGUGGGCUUCAUGUUGCGCUGUUUCUCUCCGUUCUUUUCAUCGCUGUCGUAGCCUUGAUAGCGCAGCGUGACGGAGUUGCUGAUGGGGUGCCGCCUAAAUCACCACUGACAACGGGAGGUGCUUCUGACACUCCGGCAUCUUCUAUACCCUCGUGGAUGGCUGCUCCAAUUAAUCUCUGUCUGCAUGCCUUGAGUGUUUCGUGGGACUACACGCUUGCGCGCAACCCACUUUUUUCUUUCGUGUCGGUGUCUUUGUCGUGGUGCCGUGAUGUGGGCCACGUGUGUGCUGAGUUGCUGAGAGGCAUACCGCACGUGCUUCGUGGAUUGGUGCGGUGCAUUGUGGCAGCCUGGUCACAUCUCUACCUCUUCUUCUGGGAUGAGUUGUUGCCGUUUCUAUACAAAGCCUUCCUGUGGUGUGGAGUGGAGGGGAAAGCAGCGGCCUGCUGGAUUUGGCGCACAGCAGCAGAUUUGCCGCAGCGGAUAUGGCUCGUUUUCGCCUUUGCCAACAACGUGACAUCGCUGCCACCUGCUGAUCAUGAGAACAUGUCAAAUUAUACUGCAUCAAGUUUUUCUGUUUCUGCGGCUGCAACCGCCAAUGGCAAUGUGAGUGCGGUACAACAGGCAAACGCCACACCUGCCGUAAUAUUCUGGCUGGGAACUUUCUACAACUACCUUUUUCCACCUCAACAAGUUGAUGCGCAUGAGACCUCCAAUGCGCCAGUGCUUGUUGAUGAGCGGCAGCAAACACCAGCAGUUGCAGGUAGACGAGGUCAAUCAGCGACGAAGUCAGGUGCGUUGGGUGAACCUUGGACGUCAGCCAGGGAAGCACUUGAAUGGGAAGAGGCACAGAAACAGAGUCAGUUGAAAAAGCGACCUGCCUUGGCGCUUGUAUCCCGUCUGUGGCAUUGGCUAAUGGGCAGACAUUUCUCCGAUGAGUCUGAGCCCCGGAAGAACUCCCGCCAUAAGAGCAGCAAACCGUCUGCAAAGAAGAAGCAGGUGACGCAGCAAGCCCAUGAUAAACAAUCGUGGUCGUUGGCUCUGCGAGAGGGUUUCUUUGGAACUCUAGCUCCCCGCACAAUUAAGCCUCAUGUGAAGACGCCACUUGAAGACGGCAAUAGAAAUAGCACCAACAUGAGCAUCCGUAACAACGUGACUGCAGCUACACAGACUCCAUCUUCAAUAUCAGCGCAAGGGGUUAACGAAAAAGCUACCAUUUCUUUUUUAUCGACCCGCCACUACCUUCUGUUGGCUGACGACGUCUGCAGUAAAUGGCGUGACGACACUGACAGUGGGCAAGGGGCAGUAUUGGGUCUCGCGGCGCUCGUCACGCACGAGGCUUUCAUAGCGGAUGUCACCCAUCUCUUGGAGCUUCCUGUUUCAGCAUCAAUCCACCCACUUAAAAUACACUGUAAUGGGAAGGCCCUUCAUGUGGAAUUUGACAUGCAGCAGGUACAAGGAGAAGAGCGGUGGUCGCAGGAGAAAAUCGAUAAUACACUGAAAGGCGGCGCCUUUCCUAGACUGUUCGCUGUUCUGAAGGCCAUGGUACCUUUGGGAGAAGAGGCGAACGUCAUUGAGAAGAGGCUGAAGGAGGAUGCUGCCGACACUGGGGAAGGCGUGGAGGAGCCACGCCAUUCACUCCUCGAGUCGGCUGAUGAGGAGGCGUCUUCAACAUUGCCUAAGGCGAGCGAGUCACGGGAGCAGCAGCAAGAAGAAGAAGAAGAAGUGAAGGUGCAGUCUAGCCAGGGAUCUGCGGAUGUGUUUAACGAGGAUGGCAUGGCUCAGGGGGCGAGCCUAAACGCGUUUGAUCAUCGCGGACAUGAUGGUUCACCCGUGAAAAUGGAUGAUAUCAGGGCUACCGAGACACCUACCGAUACAUGUUGUAAACAGAUGGAGCAGCGCAUUGCGGAGGCGAAGGAGCAGCACCUGCUUGACCAAGACGAGCUCCAGCGCGAGCUACGGGAUCAGUGUACCGCCGACAAGGCGGAGGCGCUGCAGCGAAUAAAAAAAGAACACGCCGCGAGGGAGGCGCUACAGUUGCUCCAGGUAGCCAAGCAGUGUGAGGGGCAACUGCUGGCCGCAGCGGAGGAGCAGGAAAUGUUUCACGUUGAGGAUGCUUUGCGACUGCUACAGUUGGCUGAAGCGGAGUUUAGUGCCGAGACUCGCGCAUUCUGUGAGUUGAACCGUACAAAUGCCACAGAAACAACGCUACCGAAAUCAUCGGCCUUGCUGCGAUACAUAACUGUCAUUAUUGCGUCUGCGGUUUGUGGAGCUGCCAUUGUUGUUCGCUACACACCCGUUUGGCACGAUUCGCGUUUCCGCAGGGAAGAGUGGGACGCCGCCGCUGCUGCUGCUGCUGCUGCUGCUGCUGCGAUGACGCGGUGGCAAUCGGCGAGUGGCGCAUUGCUACUAGAGGCGCUGGACAUACACAGUGCUGCCGUUCUCGACGCUGUUGCACAUCUCUUGCUGGUGCAAUUUCGGACGACGUACGUGCCAGAACUGCUUGACGCGUACUUCCACAGCCUUGAGGUUCACUACGUGGAUCUGCUCAAUGCCAUCGUGUCGCGUGAGGUCAUGGAAGAAGGACUGCGUGCAACGGGGGCGUGGCACAGGCGUCAGCAGCUCGAACUGGAGCAGCACUUCUUUCUUCAUAAAGUAAUAUUGCAGGAGGAGCAUCAGCGCGCAGUGUUGCAGGCGGACGAGGUGCGUGAGACGGGCGAGCUGCAGGGCCACAUCAUUGCUGCUCUACACAGGCAGGUGCGGCACCUAUUGCUCUGCGUGGAGGAAAAGGAAAAAGCCAUUGCAACUGCAGCAUCAGGUGUGCAGGUUCAUAAUGAGUUAGAUGGCAUUGAUGUGCUUCACCGUGACAGCUCACGCAGCGAGAACAGCAAAAAUAGCAGCAGCGCAUCUCCAUCACAGCAUCAAUCUUCCUCAACAGUGACGUCGCAAAAAAACAACAGGAACAGAGAGUAUGUGUCAGAGUUGGAGGAAAUACUCCGUGACAAGCUGCUGAAGGAGAACAGAGAGAAGCACGCAUUGAUGCUUGAACUCCAGCUGCUGCGGAGCAGGCUGGCCGACCACAGGGAUGCCGUGACGGACUGCCGACACUCACAGUCCUUCCUAGAGGCUGGGAACACGAACUUCACCAGCAUCAAGGAUUUUGCCGCAUCGGAAAGCCGAGACGGUGGCAGUAGUGCACCGAACGCCCUCAUUAUAGCCCAUAGCCAAUGUGCCCCGCCCUUGUUUUCACCGUCGCCGUCAAUGGAGGAAACAACAAAAACGACAUCGUCAGAUGUGAUAAAGUCAGCUGUCAAACACGAAGCGCCCAUCUUCCCCACAUCUGUUGCAUCAAAAGAUGAGGAGUUGGUUGCAGAGAGUCUUCAUCGUUCAUUUGUAUCUCGGUCGUCGCCGCUGGUGUCGCCUUCGCGAUGUCCUCCUCUUUGUUUGGAAUUGCCGACGGCCCGUGACGAUGUAGUGGACGUCGCGGCGUACCUGCGAGGCCACGAUGAUGCGCUUGUCGUGUCACCCGUCCAGCCGUCUAGAGGGUGCGGCUGGGAGAUUGACAAGAACAGCGAAGAAAACGUGGCGAGGCACGUGGCUGCUUCGAUGGACGGACCGCAUCUACAACGGACGUUGACACCCCCAUCAGCAACAACAAAACCAACGACACUAGGAGUAAUGACAACAGCAAGGGGUGUGGGCGCUUCUUCAGGGAAGCCCGUGACGAUGAGGCGAAAGCACCACGAAACGCAGCACUACCAUGGGGACGACUGGGCGGAGCUUGGCAACACGGGCGGCAGCUGA